Galeopterus variegatus (Sunda flying lemur) is the source of this 1472-nucleotide messenger RNA. It is a transcript of the gene AP1M2, whose product is annotated as adaptor-related protein complex 1, mu 2 subunit. Gene Ontology annotation, biological process: vesicle-mediated transport; intracellular protein transport. The transcript has 11 exons. Gene Ontology annotation, cellular component: clathrin adaptor complex; clathrin-coated vesicle. Gene Ontology annotation, molecular function: clathrin-cargo adaptor activity. Bases 1 to 1080 code for a protein of 359 amino acids. NCBI's taxonomy places the organism in Eukaryota, Metazoa, Chordata, Mammalia, Dermoptera, Cynocephalidae. The record is from RefSeq and is a predicted model, not a curated record.
AUGGCGGUGGUGGCCACCACGCUGAAGAAUGCCAACGCCUCCCUGGUGUACUCCUUCCUCUACAAGACAGUGGAGGUAUUCUGCGAGUAUUUCAAGGAGCUGGAGGAGGAGAGCAUCCGCGACAACUUUGUCAUUGUCUACGAGCUGCUGGACGAGCUCAUGGAUUUCGGGUUCCCACAGACCACGGACAGCAAGAUCCUGCAGGAGUACAUCACACAGCAAGGUAACAAGCUGGAGACCGGCAAGUCGCGGGUGCCGCCCACCGUCACGAACGCUGUGUCUUGGCGCUCCGAGGGCAUCAAGUACAAGAAGAACGAGGUCUUCAUUGAUGUCAUAGAAUCUGUCAACUUGCUGGUCAAUGUCAAUGGCAGCGUCCUGCUGAGUGAGAUCGUGGGCACCAUCAAGCUCAAGGUGUUUCUGUCAGGAAUGCCAGAGCUGCGGCUCGGCCUCAAUGACCGCGUGCUCUUCGAGCUCACUGGCCGAAGCAAGAACAAGUCGGUGGAGCUGGAGGACGUCAAAUUCCACCAGUGUGUCCGUCUGUCGCGCUUUGACAACGACCGCACCAUCUCCUUCAUCCCUCCAGAUGGCGACUUUGAGCUCAUGUCCUACCGCCUCAGCACCCAGGUCAAGCCGCUGAUCUGGAUUGAGUCUGUCAUUGAGAAGUUUUCCCAUAGCCGUGUGGAGAUCAUGGUCAAGGCCAAGGGGCAAUUUAAGAAGCAGUCAGUGGCCAACAGUGUGGAGAUAUCCGUGCCCGUACCCAGUGAUGCUGACUCCCCGCGCUUCAAGACCAGCGUGGGCAGUGCCAAGUACGUGCCGGAGAAGAAUGUCGUUAUUUGGAGUAUUAAAUCCUUCCCGGGGGGCAAGGAGUACCUGAUGCGAGCCCACUUCGGCCUCCCCAGCGUGGAGAAGGAGGAGGUGGAGGGACGGCCCCCCAUCGGGGUCAAGUUCGAGAUCCCCUACUUCACCGUCUCCGGGAUCCAGGUCCGGUACAUGAAGAUCAUCGAGAAAAGCGGUUACCAGGCCCUACCCUGGGUGCGCUACAUCACCCAGAGUGGUGAUUAUCAACUUCGUACCACCUAGAAGGGAGAAGUGGGGGCUUGAACGUGGGGCCUCCCUCUGCCCAGGCCCUGGCUGCAGAUUUUAGAAAGGGAGGGAAGCUGGGGUGCGUGAGGGGCAGGCCCCUGACUUAGCAGUUUCUUGCUCCUAGCCCCCAGCCCCCUCCUCGCCUCUUCCUCUAUCCAUUGGCUGGGAGAGGUGGUCUUCCUGCCUCCCUCACUCUUGGGGCUUCUCCCCUUCCCCCGGUUUUAUAUGAAGAAAUAGAAGAGGGGCUUGAAGCCCCCUCAUGAGUGCCUUCUUGCAGUGACCUGCCUUAGGGGAUGUCAGGAGCCCCUCAUCCUUCAUAGCUGCUGAGCCCAGAGGGCCCCGCUGGCCCAUUCCUCUGUGUUUCAGAUGUCAUUAAAAAGAUGAAUCUA